AUGACCCCCGAGCUUAUGAAAUAUCUUCUUCAGGAGUUUGAGUUCGUGAAGAAAAUAUUCAUGCUAUUCUGUCUUCUUUUUGCAAUACCUAUUACAUUUAUUGUUGUUUUUUUCACGUGGACAACGAAUAAGACGCCAGCUUACUUUUCAAUUCCAUAUGGCCUAACCGUAACGACGUGCUGCUUUGCAAUGAUCAUUUUGAUGAGGAUUUCAAAUCAAUUGAAAAACAUGAUAUAUUAA
Molecule: messenger RNA, 240 nt
Organism: Oikopleura dioica
Lineage: Eukaryota; Metazoa; Chordata; Appendicularia; Copelata; Oikopleuridae
Source: the annotation of a GenBank genome assembly